Messenger RNA from Funneliformis mosseae, 369 nucleotides. The record is from the annotation of a GenBank genome assembly. NCBI's taxonomy places the organism in Eukaryota, Fungi, Glomeromycota, Glomeromycetes, Glomerales, Glomeraceae.
AUGACGAAUAAUGGUUUAAGUGUUGUAUCUCAAUUAAUAGCUUCAAUCAUUUACCUGAUCUUGUUGCCAUUUGGUGAUUUCUUUGGUAGACAUUUAAGUCUUUAUCUUGCAUUCAACAUUGGGUUCAUACACGGUGGAUCUUCUGGGACACUUGGGGCAAUCCUUUACUUUCGAAACAAAUUAUAUGUUCUUGGUGUUCUUAUUUCUAUAUUUUUAUUCUUGGUGUUAGUGCUGACCAUCUUUCACAUUAUUUUGACGGUUCAAGUUUAUAGACUUUUUAAGAGCAGAAAUUUUACUAUAUGUCCAAGACUUAAUCAUACUGGUGCCACUGUUUCCCCUGAUGUUAGAAGAGCAGCUAGGUUGACAUGA